UGGGAAGGGAGGAAUGAUUCAACUGAUAUAGCGGGGAAUAUGGAAACAGCGCCGCCUUGCUUCUCCUGCGGCAGUGUGUCUGUAUCGGCAACGUUGGCCCUGAAGCAGUCCCUCACCGUACGACCUGCCCCUAAUAAUGUUCAGCUUCACCCUCCGUCCAUAUGCCUGCAGAUGCACAAAGGGCGCCUCAGCAUCAUCCACUACCGGAUGAACGACGCCAGCGGUACUGGCAUCACCCAGAGGAGGACCAGGAGCCGGAGGAGUCGCUCUCCCAAGAAGAAGCCCGCCCUCGACCCCCCUCCCACUGCUGGGGAGGCAGACAAUCCAAAGAAGAAGAAGGAGGCGGCGGCGGCGGGGGAGACGUUGAGUGUGGGGGCGCUGCACCAGAAUGGGGACCCUCUGGGGUGGAGAGACCUGGGCAAGAGCGUGGUGAGGUGGAUAUGCCAGGCCAUGCGUGCCAUGGCCUCCGAUUUCGCUGCUGCCGAGGUGCAGGGCGAGUUCUCGGAGGUGAGACAGCGGAUGGGACCUGGCCUCACUUUCGUCAUUCAGGCCCAGCCUUACCUCAAUGCCAUUCCCAUGCCCCUUGGACUUGAAGCCAUCUGCCUAAAGGCUUGUACUCACUACCCCACUCUCUUCGAUCACUUCCAGCGUGAGCUCCGCGAUGUUCUCCAGGGCCUGGAGCGUCAGUCCGUGGUCCCUAAUUGGCGUGGCACCGAGUCCUGGAAGUUGCUCAAGGAGCUCGCUUCUUCCGCUCAGCACAAGGCGAUUGCCCGCAAGGCAUCCCAGCCCAAGCCCGUGCAAGGUGUUCUGGGGUUGGACCUGGAGAAGGUCAAGUCUAUACAGAGGAGGAUAGACGACUUCACCACGAACAUGUCUGAGCUCCUCUGUAUUGAACGGGAUGCCGAACUCGAGUUCACACAGGAGGAGUUGGAUGCAGUGCCCAUGCCUGAUACUAACUCUGAUGCAUCGAAACCAAUUGAGUUCCUUGUCAGCCAUGGCCAGGCUCAGCAAGAACUCUGUGACACCAUCUGCAAUUUGUAUGCAGUUAGCACAUCUACCGGAUUGGGUGGGAUGCAUCUGGUAUUGUUUAGAGUAGAAGGGAAUCACCGGUUGCCACCGACGACAUUAUCUCCUGGUGACAUGAUAUGCGUAAGGGUGUGCGACAGUCGGGGUGCAAGCACAACUUCGUGCAUGCAAGGCUUCAUACACAACCUUGGCGAGGAUGGUAGCAGCAUCAGUGUUGCUUUAGAGUCUCGCCAUGGUGAUCCUACUUUCUCCAAGCUUUUCGGGAAGACUUUACGAAUUGAUCGCAUACAAGGAUUAGCAGAUGUGCUGACUUAUGAGCGCAACUGUGAAGCACUUAUGCUACUCCAGAAGAAUGGCCUACAUAAGAAAAAUCCUGCAAUUGCUGUAGUGGCUACUCUAUUUGGAGACACGGAAGAUGUUGCCUGCCUAGAGUUUAACCAGUUGGUGAAUUGGGCUGAAGCAGAGCUGGAAGGAUUGUCAAGUUAUGGGACGUUUGAUGAUUCCCAGAGAAAAGCAAUCGCCUUGGGUUUAAAUAAGAGGCGACCUCUAUUGAUAAUCCAAGGGCCUCCUGGGACAGGGAAAACAUGUUUGCUUAAAGAGCUUAUUGUCCAGGCGGUUCAACAAGGUGAAAGAGUGCUGAUGACAGCACCAACAAAUGCAGCUGUUGAUAACAUGGUUGAAAAACUUUCGGAUAUUGGGCUUGACGUUGUACGAAUGGGCAAUCCGGCACGUAUAUCUGAAUCUGUAGCCUCAAAAUCAUUAGGAGAAAUAGUAAAUGCGAGGCUUGAAAGUUUCCAAACAGAAUUUGAAAGGAAGAAAGCAGAUCUAAGGAAAGAUCUGAGACACUGCCUUAAGGAUGAUUCUUUGGCUGCUGGCAUACGUCAGCUUCUGAAGCAGCUAGGUAAGGCCUUCAAAAAGAAGGAGAAAGAGACUGUGAAAGAAGUACUCACAGGUGCUCAAGUAGUGCUUGCUACAAACAGUGGAGCAGCUGAUCCUUUGAUCCGCAGACUGGAUUCCUUUGACCUUGUUGUUAUAGAUGAAGCUGGUCAGGCAAUUGAACCAUCAUGCUGGAUACCUAUGUUGCAGGAAAGCGCUGCAUACUUGCUGGUGAUCAGUGCCAGCUUGCCCCUGUGGUUUUAUCAAGGAAAGCCCUAGAAGGCGGCCUUGGCGUAUCACUAAUGGAGAGAGCUGCAAAUUUGCAUGAAGGAAUUCUGGCGACCUUGUUGAUAACGCAAUACCGUAUGAAUGAUGCAAUUGCAAGUUGGGCCUCUAAGGAGAUGUAUGAAGGAUUAUUAA
Molecule: messenger RNA, 2322 nt
Organism: Eucalyptus grandis
Lineage: Eukaryota; Viridiplantae; Streptophyta; Magnoliopsida; Myrtales; Myrtaceae
Product: DNA-binding protein SMUBP-2-like
Exons: 4
Coding region: 40-2181 (713 amino acids)
Molecular function (GO): 5'-3' DNA helicase activity
Source: RefSeq, a predicted model, not a curated record